Molecule: messenger RNA, 1560 nt
Organism: Hippopotamus amphibius kiboko
Lineage: Eukaryota; Metazoa; Chordata; Mammalia; Artiodactyla; Hippopotamidae
Product: lysine-specific demethylase 4D-like
Exons: 1
Coding region: 4-1560 (518 amino acids)
Biological process (GO): chromatin remodeling
Cellular component (GO): nucleus
Molecular function (GO): histone H3K9 demethylase activity
Source: RefSeq, a predicted model, not a curated record
GCCAUGCAGUCUAAGCACUUUGGUUCCCAGAACCCAAGUUGUAAGAUUAUGACCUUCCACCCAACCACGGAAGAAUUUGAAGAUUUCAACAAGUAUAUUGUUUACAUGGAAUCGCGAGGGGCACACCGAGCUGGCCUAGCCAAGGUAAUUCCACCCAAAGGAUGGAAAGCCAGACAGACCUACGAUGAUAUCGAUGACAUCUUAAUAGCUGCUCCCCUCCAGCAGGUAGUCACUGGGAAGGCAGGUGUGUUUACUCAAUACCACACAAAGAAGAAAGCCAUGACCCUGAGAGAGUAUCGCCGCUUAACCAACAGUGAAAAACACCAGACUCCGUUCUACUCUGAUUUUGAGGAUCUGGAGAGAAAAUAUUGGAAAACGCGCCUCUAUGAUUCACCAAUAUAUGGCGCGGACGUCAGUGGCUCCUUAUUUGACGAAAACACGAAGCAGUGGAACCUUGGACACCUGGGAACCAUUCAGGACCUGCUGGAGCAGGAGUGCGGAGUGGUCAUCGAGGGCGUCAACACCCCCUACCUGUACUUCGGCAUGUGGAAGACCGCCUUCGCCUGGCACACGGAGGACAUGGACCUUUACAGCAUCAACUUCCUGCACUUCGGGGAGCCCAAGACUUGGUACGCGGUGCCCCCGGAGCACGGCCGGCGCCUGGAACGCCUGGCCAGGGAGCUUUUCCCGGGCAGCUCGCGGGGCUGUGAGGCCUUCCUGCGGCACAAGGUGGCUCUCAUCUCGCCCACGGUCCUCAAGGACAACGGCAUCCCCUUCGGUCGGGUCACGCAGGAGGCUGGAGAGUUCAUGGUGACGUUUCCCUAUGGCUACCACUCUGGCUUCAACCAUGGCUUCAACUGCGCCGAAGCCAUCAAUUUCGCCACCCCGCGCUGGAUCGAUUAUGGCAAAGUGGCCUCGCAGUGCAGCUGUGGGGAGGCCCGGGUCGCCUUCUCCAUGGACGCCUUCGUGCGCAUCCUGCAACCCGAGCGCUAUGAGCUGUGGAAACGCGGGCAGGACCGGGCGGUGGUGGACCACACGAAGCCCACGGCGCCUGGCGGCCAGGGGCUGAGCGCCUGGAGGGAGGUGCGUGCGCCUGCAGGAGCUGCGCUUGGCCCGAGGCACCCGCAGUCCUGCAGGGCCCCGCGCCGUGGUCGGCCUGUGGCUGCGAGCGGUGGGACCCGCCACGGAGCCCCUGUGCAUUCUGUGUCCCUGCGCCGCUUGCCGGCCCGGGGUUCUUCCUCUGCUGCCCCGUUCGGGGCUUCAGCUGUCCGCUAUUUCCUGGAGCCUGGCCGGACCCGGCCACCGACCCCAGGUCCAUCAGUCCCUGAGGUACAGCCAACUGGCAGAUGCGGUCCUCGUCGUCGUUCUUCGGAAGAGGGGACUCGGGAGCCGACUGUCCAGGCCCGAGCUAAGAGGCGGCUCUCGGUAGACACAGCUCAGGACCCCGAGGCUCAGGCCCUGCCUGAGGAGGCACCUCGGAAGGACAACCCUGCCCCGCUCAGCCCUGGGCUCCAGCAUCCCGCUAAGGCUUCCAUGUGUGGCCGUGGCCCUGUCUCCUAA